AUGAAAAUUAUAAUUUUUCUUGGACUCCUGGGAGCCACAAUGCCAGCCCCGCUUAUUCCACAGCGCCUUCUAUCUGCAAGUCACAGUCAUGAGUUACUUCUGAAUCUUAAUAAUGGCCAACUUCUGCCACUACAAUUUCAGGGCCCAUUUAAUUCAUGGAUUCCUUCUUUCUCUGGGGUUCCCCAACAGCAGCAGCAGACUCGGAAUCCAAGCCUCUCUCAAUUCUCAGCAACGAAUCUAGAACGAUUUGUUAAACCAUUCCCAAAUCAGGUACCUUCACCAGGACAGGUGGGAAAUUCCCGAGGAACCCAGGUGGGUCCGCUGGAGCUGUCAAAGCCUCAAACACCAUCUCAGACCCAACAAAACCCUAAUCACGUGUUGCCCUAUAUAUUCCCUUUCAAAAUGCCUCAAGAGCAAACACAGAUGCUUCAGUACUAUCCAAUUUACAUGUUCCUACCCUGGGAACAAACUGCCACCCAAUCACCUGCACCAACAGGACAACAGCAAUAUGAAGAGCAGAUGCCAAUCUAUACUCAAAUUGGAUAUAUUCCACAAUUAGCAGAACCUGUGGUCCCUGGAGGACAGCAACAAAUCACUUUUGACCCAGUCAUAAUCAGUGUUCCUGAAACUGCAGCAGUGCCAGCAGGAGGAGUGAUGCCAUACUUUCAAAACGAAAUGAUAGACUUUAAGCAUGCCAGUGCAGGAAUUGCCAUUCCUUCAACUUCACCAAAACCCAGCACAACAAAUUUUUUUGCUCCUGUCAUAGACCCAACUAUUACCCCAGAGCUCAUGGAAGAGAAGACUUCUGGGAUAUUUCGGAACAAGAUGAAAGUCCUCCUUCUAUUUAUGGCCAUCUUGGCCAUAACUGUUGGUUUCCCAAAUCUUGCCUUUCCCCCUUAA
Messenger RNA from Sorex fumeus (smoky shrew), 900 nucleotides. It is a transcript of the gene ODAM, whose product is annotated as odontogenic, ameloblast associated. Lineage: Eukaryota; Metazoa; Chordata; Mammalia; Eulipotyphla; Soricidae. The coding region runs from base 1 to 900 and encodes 299 amino acids. The transcript is spliced from 11 exons. The record is from RefSeq and is a predicted model, not a curated record.